CGCGCACGGUGCCAUGCGCGUUCCCACUUUCUGCUGCGCAUAGACAGCCGGUGCGGAGAGAGAGAGAGAGAGAGAGAGAGAGAGAGAGCGCUGCUAUUACUAGUGACAGAAAACGGCAGAGAGCACAAACAGUCUGGAGAGCGGUUGAUGCGACAAGAUGCUGAGCGUCGCCUUGCUGUGUGUGUGCGCCGUCGCCUUUGGACACGUCUCCGCUCGCUCCGACAGCGGCAAUUUUUUGGAUGAUAAGUGGCUCGCCGGAAGAUGGGAUAAAUUCAGAGAUGAGCCUGGAACAUGGACUCCAUCCAAGCCCUUCGAUCAAGCCCUUGAUCCGGCAAAAGACCCCUGUCUUAAGAUCAAAUGCAGCCGCCACAAGGUGUGUGUGGCUGAAGACUCGAGGACUGCCGCCUGUGUCAGCCAGAGGAGAGUUAGUUUUAAAGAUGCCAGUUUGUACCAGAGCCCGGGAUCAAAGUGCAAACCCUGCCCUGUGGUUCACCCCUCUCCAGUUUGUGGCACAGAUGGACACAGCUACUCCACCAAGUGUAAGUUGGACUACCAGGCGUGCAUCACAGGAAAGAAGAUCGCCGUGAAGUGUCCUGGCAUGUGUCCUUGCCCCGCUCAGCCUGAACCAAGCUCUGCAGAGAAGAAAGUGUGCAGUGAGUCUGACCUGAAGGAGGUGGUGAGUCGUCUGAGGGACUGGUUCAGAGUGCUGCACGAAAACGGCGACCACAAGAGAGUCAAGAUCCAGAAGCCGGAGAAGAACAAGUUCGAGGUCGGGGCUUCACCCAUCUGUAAGGACCCUCUGGGCUGGAUGUUCUCCCGUCUGGACACAAACUUUGACCUCCAGCUGGACCAAUCAGAGAUCAAGAGCCUCUACCUGGACAGGAACGAGCCAUGCUCCGAUGCUUUCUUUCAAUCCUGCGAUACGCACACAGACAAAGUUAUCACCGGCUCCGAGUGGUGCACGUGCUUCCAGAGGUUCACAGACUCCCCAUGUAAAGCAGAGCUCUCCGGUAUCAGUAGAAAGCAAGCAGGGAAGAAACUGCUCGGUCAGUAUCUGCCAUCCUGUGAUGAGGACGGUUACUACAGGUCCCAUCAGUGUCACAGCAGCAGUGGCCAGUGCUGGUGUGUGGAUCACUAUGGCAACGAGGUGGCCGGCUCACGCACACACGGUCCUGCAAACUGUGGCGUCAUUUUGGAAUCUUCCGGAGACCUCGGCAGCGGGGACUCGCUGUUCACGGAUGACGAUGAAGAUUCGUUUGUGCUCAACGACCAGGCAGGGAUGGACGACGAGGACGACGAAGACGAGGACUACGAUGCCGACAACGACGAAUAUCUGUCGUAAUUUUGCAAGAGAAAAGAAAAAAAGAAAAAACUGUUUGUUUGGUCAAACUGCACGUUUCUAGGUGACUCCCCGGGCAGAUACUUAAUCGUACUAACAGCCUACGGACUACUCUCUGUGUAUUGUUUGUUCAUUAGUAAAAAAAUAACUUUAAAAAAAAAAACGAUAUUCCAGGCAAAUGUUUAUGAUUUCUCUUCCUCUCUAAGUAUAAAAUGUGAUUGGUUAAUGGCACUUGUUCACUUGUGUGUCAGCCAACCAGAGAACUUAUAAGGACUUUUCAACAGCCAAUCCAGUGCUUUGGAUUUGGUCAUGUGUGCGAAGACCUCUCCCCUCAUUGGACAGUCCAUGUUUUGGUGUGUCCUGUCCUUGUGCUGCACUCUGAUGCCUGAGCGUGUUGAUGCCUGAGGCGCCAUGUUUAAAGAGAUUUCCUCCUCCUUCUUCAUUCCUUUAUCCUUCAUCCUCUUCCUCCAACACCCCCCCCCCCCCCCCCCGCCCUUCCUUUUUUUGCUCCUUAUCAAAUGUUCCUGUGUAUAGGUGGGAUGUUGAAGAUGUAGAUAAGAGAAUAUUGCACUCUUUAGGUUUCUUUUCAUCUUGAUUUGUAACUGUGACUGUAACUGUGUGGAAAAACAAGAUAAGAGUUAGACAUGCUUCAUUAGGAGAAUCAAGGCAACAACAACAAACAAAAAAAAAGCAGUGAGUUGGAUAACAAUCAGAACCGGCAUGCUCGCUGUUUUCACUGGGAUACAAUUCAAGUUAAAUUAUCUCUAAGGCUUAGCAACAAAGGAAAGACAAUUACUGCUUGGCCGGUGGUGUUGGGGGGGGGGGAAUAUGAUCUAUUUUUUUCUAAUCCAUUGUUGGAUGAAUAGAGAAGAUGAAACAGAUUUGUCGUAGCAUUACUAAUGCUACUUGAUGUUGCUUCAGUCUGUAGAAACCAGAGGCUAAACCUUUCUGGAACUCAACAUAUAACAAAGCUGGAGGGUUAAAAAAAAAAAAAAAAGAAGUAACAUUUCUUAAGAGGUUUUACAGAUGAAACGUCGCUUGCAUUGUGUUUUUGCUCUGCGUGAGCCACAAAUCUGUGUGAUGGAAAUGUUUACCGGCCUUUUUUUCUUUUUUUUUUUUUAAGCGUUGUCACAGCUCACGUCGCAAACACCCACUCCAACAAAAGUUAGUUUGGGUGUGUUUUAGAAAUGUCUGCAUUGAGUCUUAGGCUCGCCAUGUAACUGAAUAAAUCUCUUGCACAGUAAUUAAAAUCCACAGAGCCAUGCAGACCUGUUGAAAAUGUCUGACGGGGGGGGGAUGAUGGGUAAGGUGUGCCUUUUAUUGGUAAGGAGAGAUGGGCGGUGAUAGUAGGAGAAGCAUGCUAACUGGACCGACGUAAGCUAACACUGCAUAAGAGCGGCUUUGCUGUUAAGCUAACAUACCAUUCGGGUUUUUGGUAUGGCUUGUGUUUUUUCGGUCUUGUGACAUAGGCCAUGUUUCAGAUAUUUUGAUUUGUGACAUAGGAUAGCUAGAAUGUAGAGAAGCACAGUUAUACUUAACAGUUAAGGCAUAAACAACACUUAUAACAUUCUGCUGGAUUCGAAAAUGGUUUAUAUAUUAGAGCACCGGCUAGAGGAAGCUUUGGUUUAGACAGCUUUAUAUAUUGAAAAAAAAAAAAAAGGAUCAUCUUACAGUGUUUUGCUUUUUCUUUGUUUUUAAAAGCUUCAUUUGUACUUGAUCUGCUCUAUCUACUUAUAGUGUAUAUCUGUAAGAGUCCCAGAUUUGUGUAUUCCUGCUGAGCCCUGUGACUGUUUAUGCAGACCUGGGAUUUGCUGAGCAACUAUGUUAAUUUUUCAAUAAUCAAUCUGCCGUCGGGCUUCAUUUUUUUUUUUUUUUUUUUAAAUCAAACAUUAGUUGAAAUUCCAUUUUAAGACUUGCAAAGUGCCAUCUAACUGUCCUGUAGGUUAUUUUUCUCUUUUUUUGCUCACAUCAUUCCUUUUAACUUUGAGUUUCUUUUCACUUUUUAGAAACUGGGAAACAUUUCAGUCUUUAAAGUGUGCUGUUUUCAUGAGCGUGAUGACAUGCAAAUCAUUUGAAGACCUCAGACACUGUAGCCACUCUCAACCAAUCACACUGUCAUCACAGCUCUGAUAGUGUUUUAAGGUUACGAUACAGAUGCAUUUUUUUACAGUGUAUGUAUGAUUUGCUGAAAUAAAAGCUAUAUUGACCAAG
Labrus mixtus (cuckoo wrasse) is the source of this 3550-nucleotide messenger RNA. It is a transcript of the gene spock3, whose product is annotated as SPARC (osteonectin), cwcv and kazal like domains proteoglycan 3. Lineage: Eukaryota; Metazoa; Chordata; Actinopteri; Labriformes; Labridae. The record is from RefSeq and is a predicted model, not a curated record. Bases 158 to 1342 code for a protein of 394 amino acids. Gene Ontology annotation, molecular function: protein binding; calcium ion binding. The transcript is spliced from 11 exons.